ACUGGAUCCACCGCCAGUCCCCUACCUCCUGGGUCCACCUGAUUCUUCUUCCACCACCGCCGCCGCAUCGCAACCACCGCCUCCUCAUUCUCUCCCGACCGUCGCACAACAGUGUUUUAUCUGCCACCUCUCCCGCGCGCAACCUCCUUCACCUUCAACUGUCCCGCUGUACCAUCCCAACAUCUACCCGAAGCCUUGUCGCUUUCUCGUUCCCCUCCUCCUCGUCGACGCUCGCCCGGGCUCAGGCCAAGACUUCCUCUACAUCCUGCCUCCCUCGCCUGUGCGCAGGCGACGACGCCCGACUCCACCGCCGCGACACCACCAUUGAGCAACGCACACAUUGCCAACUCGGCGACCGCAACGUGUACUCGACCGUCCCGCAUCUGUAUUCUGACAGCGAGCCCUCCUCGCAACUCCCUCGACGUACCGCUUCGAAUCGAUUGACCGACCGCCAGCCUCCUUUCCUGCCGCGUGACCGAACCCGGACUUUUCUCCUGCCCACCCCCCGUCGAGACACCUGUCACUUCCCGCCACUUCACCCGCUUUGCGGCGACAGGCGCCCGUUCCAGCGGAUGGGAAGCGCCGCGCCGUCGCCCUGAUAUGGCCCUUCGAUACUCAGCAGAGUUUCUGCUGCACCUGCGGGAGUCGCCGCUAUGUACCCGACCAGACAACCUCCCGCCCGUGGAGGAUUGGAUGGGCGCGACACCCGAACAGCUGCGCGCCCAAAGUGCCAAGACCACCACUGACCGAACCCAACGCACGACCGACGUCUCUUUGCUUGACCAAGGCAACCGACGCCCAGGCCCUGAGCGUCAUGUGUCCCGCAACAGUGCGAGUCAGUUUCCCCUUUUGCCGUCGAUAGCUGUCUCCGCCGUGACCUCUGGGCUUACCCUAUUGUUGUAGACCCUGAAGACAUAGUCUUCGGACCACCUCGCAUGGCCUUCUCGUCUGCGCGCGGUAACAAAUCAAUCGACGAAAAGACCCUUGGUAUGCCAGAUGGGCAAGGACGAACCGGGCUUCGGAACCGGAGUGGGGACCUCGAUGGCGACCGCCUGCGCACUAGCCUUCGUCGCAACGACGCCGACGCGGAUAAUGAAGGAUGGAGUACGGUGAAGCCGCGUAAGAGCUUCGGAGCUGAGGGCGCAGAGCGCUUCCACGGCAAGAUGGGCGGCAACUACCGAGAUGAGAAGCGGCCCCAGAGAGAUCGUGACGACCGGGAGCCCACUCGAGAUCGCCCGACCAGGGCCUUUGACAGCUUUACGCGAGAUCGGGAGGCCACUCCUGAGACUGAACCUCGGCCGCGAAAUGGAGCUGGCCGUAGCAAGCUCGACACGUGGCGUUCCGGCAACGACGCCAAAGAACCAGUUCCCGCCCCGGAAAAGCGCGACCGCGACCGCACAAAGAGUUGGCGCGAUCGCGACAGGGACGCCGAGCCGUCCGACGAACCGCGAGGCGGCGGCAGAAACACGGAUCGCCGCUGGGGCCGAGAUCGCGAUCAGAGAAAUGAGCGAGACCCGGAGUGGCUCGACGAGCCGCAGCCUGAGCAGCGCGAGGCUCACACCCAGCAAGACUUCCAGAAGUGGAUGGAGCAGAUGAAGGCUGCUAAGAGCGGCGCAUCGACCGCUGCGAAGCCCAAUGCCAAUGUCCUCGAGACGGUUGAGGCUGCAAAGCCACCUGCGCCAUCGCCUGCUGUCGAAGCUGGGCCCGACAAGUUUUUCAUGGCCUUUGGCGGUACAUCUAGCGCGGCACUCCCUGUUGCCAGCCCGCCUGAACAGAAGGAGGCUGCUCCCGCCGCCAAGGCCAAGCCUGCGGGCAAGUCGUCGAGGUUCACGUCGUUCUUUGCCCAGCCCCAGGCAGAUGGACGCGCGAGCGCCCCAACAGCCACGCCGCCGACAGCACCCCCCUUCCAAAGCCCGAUUCCGAUAUCGAUGGCCGGACCUGGCCACCCAUCGGCGCCGGAGGAGGAGCGACAGGCAUUCCAGCAGCUCCUCGCCAAGCUGCAGAAGCAAAGCAUGAGUGCCACCCCUCCCGGCGCGUCAGCCUUCCCGGUCCCGCAGCAGGGCAGCCUUCCCGACCAGGGCAAGAAGAGUGCCAUCACGUCGCCAGAGCCCUUCCAGCAGUAUGGAGGCGACCGCCGCGACGGCCCAAUGGGUCGUCCGUCAUCUCAGCAGCCGCGCGAGAUUCUCGCGCCACGCCCGCAGCCACAGACCGCGCGCCCUGAACAGCUCCUGAAUGAGCUCGUGGGUCAUCAUAACCGAGUCUCGAGCCAGGGAUCCGGACGUCCAGAGGGCGGAGCCGCUCGAAACAACAGCAACACGGAAUUCUUGAUGAACCUGAUGAGGCCCGGUCUCGCCAGCCAACAACAGGCUGACCAGCAAGCUCGCAUGCAGCCGCAACAGCCGCAACCGCAAAAGCCUGCGCAGAUGACGCCGUACAAUGAGCGAGAGUUCGAGUUCCCCGGCGUGGAGAACCGAAACACCCAGCGCCAAGGACGCAAUCAGCCGCCUCCAGGCUUCCCGAUGGACGACUCCUUCCAUGGCGCCUCCGACCAGGAGCAGCGUCAGAAUAACCAACCCCCGCAGAUUUUGCAGCGGCCCCCUCCGCCGCCGGGCCUCAACCAGAUGCCUCCCGAGUGGAUGGCCAGAGGGCAGAUGCCGCCCCCUCAGCAGCGAGGCCCGAUGGGCCCGCCGCCUGGAUUGGCCGGGGAGCCAAGCCGAAACAUGCCUGUGCCGCACAUGUUCCCUCCCAACUUCCCGCCCGGGGCCAUGCCGCCCCCGCCUGAGGCGCUUGGCGGCAUGCCUCCGCGCAACAUGCCCAUGCCGCCGCCGGGCUUCUUCGCUGGCCCGCCACCACAGGGCUUCCUGCCUCCUGGACUGGGCGGGUUCAACGGACCACCCGGCCCCGAGUCGCACGGUUUCGGUGGCUCUCCGUUCGAAGGACGUGGCAUCCCGCCUGCCGGCAACCGUGGCACCAACUACGGCCGCCCGUAAGCGGUGCAGCACAGUCACCCCGCCCCGCAAGCACGAACGCACGUAGGCAUGCAAACAUGCACGUGUGCUGAGGUAGGCCGGCCGGCUCUGAUGGGACGACAUGCAGUGCAUAAUCGAUGUAUCCUCCCUGUCGACACUGGGCUAGCAUUGGCCCUGCUGUGGCGGUGUGGUCGGCUUUUUUUUGCUCGCGACGGAACGACCAAGACCACGUCGGACGAACAAGGGGUUUCUUGGAGGGCGGUUCUCAACGGAAAUGAAGGGCAUCAUGUAUCACGCCCGCUGCGGCGUGAAGGUAGUGAGUGGUACCUGGGGCAAUCAAUGAUGUGUGAGCUGGGGUGUGCGAGCCGCGGCGCCCUGUUGUACUACUGGAGA
Purpureocillium takamizusanense is the source of this 3362-nucleotide messenger RNA. RefSeq lists its product as uncharacterized. The transcript is spliced from 2 exons. The record is from RefSeq and is a predicted model, not a curated record. Lineage: Eukaryota; Fungi; Ascomycota; Sordariomycetes; Hypocreales; Ophiocordycipitaceae. Bases 936 to 2990 code for a protein of 684 amino acids.